GAGCUCUAUCUUCGAACACACAUUCUCCUUGCGUUGCUCGUCGAUACGUAUUCAUAUAAAAUCGUCACCGAGGCUGACGGUUUACACUACAAUUAAGUUCUCGGUUCAACAACUAAAUUUUUUUUGUCCUGACCACUACUUUACCAUUGAAAUGGUUCGACAGGCGUUGAUUUCCCACAUAGUCCUUGUCGGAAUUUUGGCUGCAUAUGUAGCAUGCCAAACGGAUGAUCCCUGGGAUCAAGUGCCAGAAAUCUUAAGACGAAUAACACCACCAAUAAUACCGAAUCGCCAAUGCAACAUCUUAGAUUUUAAUGCCAUCAGGAGUCCAAACAGUGACGAUGUUGAGGCACCAUCCGCAACUGUUGACGCUAAUACAAACGCAUUUAAGACAGCCAUUCAAUCUUGUCAUGAUAAUGGCGGUGGCACUGUUUACGUACCCGAGGGAACAUUUAUAACAUCGGCAAUCACGUUACUUUCUAACAUUUCCCUGGAAGUGUCACCUGGCGCUAUAAUUCGAUUCACACGAGACACCACAAAGUAUCCGCUUGUCUUCACAAGAUGGGAGGGUGUGGAGCUGAUGAAUUAUUCUCCGUUUAUCUACGCAUUUGAAGCUGAAAAUAUAGCGAUAACGGGUAAUGGCGUGAUUGAUGGUAAUUGCGACUGCGAACAUUGGUGGCCAUGGAAAGGAACUUGGUCCAGACAAUGCUGGAUCACAGUUCCCGAAAAUCAAACAAAUGCUCGUAAUGCACUGUUUCAAAUGGCUGAAGAUAGAACGCCUGUUGAAACUCGCGUGUUUGGUGAAGGAUUUUAUUUGCGGCCACAAUUUAUUCAGCCCUACCGAUCCAAAAAUGUUUUAAUCGAGGGUGUCACCAUUUUAAACAGUCCGAUGUGGAUUGUACAUCCAGUUCUCUGUGAAAAUGUAAUCAUCAGAAAUAUCAACAUCACAAGUCUUGGACCCAACUCCGACGGUGUUGAUCCAGAAUCAUGUAAAGAUGUUCUCAUCACUGGAGUCUAUUUCAAUUCUGGAGACGACGACAUUGCAAUUAAAUCCGGACGAAAUGAAGAUGGUCGUAGAGUCGGCGUACCGUCUGAAAACAUUGUUAUUCAAAAUUGUACAAUGGCAGAUGGACACGGUGGUAUCACACUUGGCAGCUGUAUAUCAGGAGGAGUUCGAAAUGUUUUCGCAGAAGAUUGCUAUUUGGACAGUCCGAAUUUGGACACAGCUAUCAGAGUGAAAAACAAUGCACUCAGAGGAGGAAUGCUCGAGAAGUUCUAUUUGAGAAACAUUCGAGUCGGUCAAGUCGCUAAACAAGUUGUUGAAGUCGAUUUCUAUUACGAAGAAGGUCCAAAUGCCGCAUUCAAACCAGUCUUAAAGGAAGUAUUCAUAGAGAAUGUGGACGUGACUGGAGGAGCUCCGUAUUCAUUAGUGGUGAAAGGUUAUCCCACUCCGGAUACUUCCUACAUCGAAAUGACACUUCGCAACAUGACAUUCUCCGGACUCCGAAAUUCUCCUCACUAUGUCAUCCAGGAUGUCGAUUCCAUUGAAUUUUCCGAGGUUUAUGUGCAGGUGUGGCAAGAAUGGAAAUCAGUAACUGAUGCAGGUCAUUCGUUGGCCGCAUCUACAUUCAUUAUGUUGAUAGUUUCUGUAUUUUUAAUGUUUGUUUAAUUUUAUCAGUAAUUUAAAGUGCCAAAAAGUUAUGCUAGAAAAUAAAUUUGGAUGAAUAAGUUAAA
Messenger RNA from Bradysia coprophila, 1731 nucleotides. RefSeq lists its product as uncharacterized. Gene Ontology annotation, molecular function: polygalacturonase activity. NCBI's taxonomy places the organism in Eukaryota, Metazoa, Arthropoda, Insecta, Diptera, Sciaridae. The record is from RefSeq and is a predicted model, not a curated record. Gene Ontology annotation, biological process: carbohydrate metabolic process.